Messenger RNA from Populus euphratica (Euphrates poplar), 2786 nucleotides. RefSeq names its product probable receptor-like protein kinase At1g67000. The transcript has 3 exons. Gene Ontology annotation, biological process: protein phosphorylation. Gene Ontology annotation, molecular function: ATP binding; polysaccharide binding; protein kinase activity. Bases 111 to 2102 code for a protein of 663 amino acids. Lineage: Eukaryota; Viridiplantae; Streptophyta; Magnoliopsida; Malpighiales; Salicaceae. The record is from RefSeq and is a predicted model, not a curated record.
CUGAUUAUCUCAUGUUUAUAAGAAAUAAAACCUGGUUAGCUCCAUCUGCUCUCUCAGGAUUCAAGAGUUCUAUACCUGCAGCCCCUUCCCUUCACCCGUAAUCUCCAGAAAUGCAUCCACAUCUCCUUCAAACCAUCUCUUUACCUCUCACAGUAAUUACCAUCAUCAUUAUUGCGAUUCCAAUUUCUCUAUGUGAACCUGAUGAGCGAUAUCUAGGCUGCAGCAAAUCAUUUGAGUGUGGAAACAUUCAGAAUAUAACCUAUCCUUUCUGGGGAGUGAAUCGUCCUCAGUACUGUGGCUAUCCAGGAUUUCAUCUUGAUUGCAGUGGUGACGCCCCAGUGAUUAAAAUAUCGGAAGUGGCCUACCAAGUCCUAGAGAUCAAAAGCAUGUCUCGAGUUCAUCUCAUUUCAACAGAGUACACAGACAACAUUUGUUCUAUCCCCCCUGUCAACUCCACUUUUGAUUCCGACCGUUUCAGUUAUGCUUCAAAUACUAAGAAUAUAAUGCUGUACUAUGGAUGUCCAACGAUUCCAAGUCAAUUUUUACCAACUUUAGGGCUAUCCUAUCAGUUCAGUUGCAACAUAAGCAGAAAUGAUAUGGUAGGUUACUAUCUGACAAGGAACCUGAGCAUGUCAGCCACUGGUAGCUUUGCUGCUAACAUAAGCAUUUACCUGGAGUCAUGUAAUCACAGCGUUCUCAUUCCAGCAUAUGAAUCCGCUGUUCGAUCAAUAGAGAGCCAUCCAACUGCAGCAAAUUUGACAAAUGCUCUUCAUCAGGGCUUUUGGUUGCAGUGGACUGCAAAUGAUUCCUUGUGUAACAAAUGCAAAUUUUCUGGUGGGCAGUGUGGAUACAAUACCGAUACUAGUAAAUUCACUUGCUAUUGUCAAGACCAGCCUUAUGCAACUACUUGCAAGAAAGAGUCUUAUAGAUGGGAAUAUAAGCUUAUUGAAGUUGUAAUUUUGGCUAUGUACACGAUGAUAGCAGUCACUAUCAUUGUGCUAUGCUCUAGAAGAGGAUUAUCUAGAGGCCCGAUGACUAGCUUUUGGAGGCAGAAUGCUCAACAUAAUCUAAAUAUUGAAACGAUCAUUAUGAACUCUCAUUCUCUUACUCCAAAACGCUAUACAUAUUCAGAAAUUAAGAAAAUGACCAACUCAUUCGUGGAUAAACUAGGUCAAGGUGGAUUUGGAGGUGUAUACAAAGGGAAGUUACCGGAUGGCCGUCCUGUGGCAGUAAAAGUCCUGAAGAAUUCCAAAGGUGAUGGAGAAGAGUUUGUUAAUGAAGUUGUGAGUAUUAGUAGAACUUCCCACGUAAAUAUAGUUACCCUUUUGGGGUUUUGCUUUGAAAGGACUAAAAGAGCUUUGAUCUAUGAAUAUAUGCCAAAUGGAUCUCUAGACAAGUUCAUAUAUCGUCAGACCUCUCUUCAUGGAAACCAUAAUUUACAAUGGGAAAAAUUAUAUGAAAUUGCUGUCGGCAUUGGUAGAGGUCUUGAGUACUUGCAUAGAGGUUGUAACACUAGGAUUGUUCAUUUUGACAUAAAACCUCACAACAUUCUCUUAGACACAGAUUUCUGUCCAAAAAUAUCUGAUUUUGGUCUGGCAAAGCUAUGCAAGAGAGAAGAAAGUAUGGUUUCAAUGACAGGUGCAAGAGGGACAGCUGGGUAUAUAGCUCCAGAAGUAUUCUGCAAAACAUUUGGAGGUGUUUCUUACAAGUCUGAUGUGUAUAGUUACGGGAUGAUGGUUCUUGAAAUGGUUGGAGGAAAAAGAAACAUUGAUAUCGGAGAAUCUCGUAGUGAAAUAUUCCUUCCAGACUGUAUGUAUGAAUCAGAAGAGGUGUCUAGUCUCCAUGGUGUUAUAACAGAUGAAACAGAAGAGACGAUAAAAAAGAUGGUUACGGUGGGUUUGUGGUGUGUUCAAACCAAUCCAUUAGAUAGACCAUCAAUGACGAAGGUGGUGGAGAUGUUAGAAGGCAGUCUUCAAUUCCUGCAAACUCCACCAAAGCCUUUCCUGUAUUCUCAGACAACAUCACUGGAAACGAAACUCACCGUAUCGACCUCAGGAGCAUGUGCAUUGUCACAAAAGGAAAGUGAGCAUGGUUGCCAUUAGUUAAAGAAGCUUCAUAACAGGUACCCUAAUCAUGUUGUAAACCAUCACUUGAUUUCCAAUGAUUAAGUCAAUCAUUAUUGACUCUUGCUUAAAAUUUAAUAUGCUGGAAGUGUGGGCUUGAUCUGUCACUUUCUGGUCGACACUGAUCCAUGUAGAAAAGAAGAGAUUUUAACGUUUUCUGCAAAAAAUAUUUUCCAGAAUCCUUCAACAUGAUACUUUGGUUAUAUUUUUUUAUCAUUGUAAAGCUUGUUUGAUGUACUUGUGAUAGUAUAAUCUUAUGCCCCUCCGUGUAUCAAAUUGAGAGUCCAUAACAUUUACAUGUAUUUUGCUGUUAAUUACCCGAUGCUACUGUAGUGGUCAGCAAGUUCACAGAAAAUUCAAAUUCAAGUUUAUUUUCUUCAUCAUCUUUUUCUUACUGAUUCUUGACUUUGCAAAUUCAGAUCCCUGAUCCGUUGAAGCCUGAAUUGACUCUGUCGGCUUUUUGCACUUGGUUUUCAGUAAAUAGCAGCUUGGAGAUGGCCAUGUCCUUUAUAACCUCAAUGAUUUUGAAUUUUUUAUCUGAAUUUACUUUAUAAGCUUUCUUGGAUCAUGGAAACCAAUUGCAAAAAGCCAAGUGACUCUGCUGGCUUGCUUUUUACUCUUCUGGAGUCGUUACAAAAAUCAUCAAGGGAAAGUAGUACAACC